AUGAACGUGGACAGCAGCGUCAAGUGUAUUCAGUUCCAAGCUCCUGUUUCCUCUCCCCCAGAUGAGAAGAGAGCAGUGCAGAGGAGAACCUUCACCAGGUGGAUGAAUGUGUUUCUGCAGAGACGUGAUCCUCCAGUCGAAGUGCACGACCUGUUCACGGACAUUCAGGAUGGGGGAAUACUGAUGGCUCUGCUGGAGGAGUUGUCCGGUUGCAAGCUACUUUACAGGUUUAGGUCGUCCUCUCACCGCAUUUUCAGACUGAACAACAUCUCCAAGGCCUUGGCUUUCCUGGAUGACAGACAUGUGAAGCUGCCUGGCAUCGAUGCCUCAGGAAUCGCUGAUGGGAUCCCCUCUGCUGUUCUUAAGCUUGUCUGGAAUAUGAUCCUGUAUUUCCAGGUAAAGGUAGUGUCGGUAGGCCUCCAGAGGCAUUUGUCUUCCAGCCUCUCCUCCUUAUCAAUGAGCAGUUACCCCUCCUCCAGCGACCUGUCACCCCCGCCAAAUGACAUUGGCAGCUACUUCUGCAACACCCUGCCAAGCAAAGGCAGAAAGGCUGCCAGAGAGCCAAAGUACCAUGGGAAAGCAAUCAAGACUCUGCUGCAAUGGGUCCAAAGAUGCACAUCAAAGUUUGGGGUGGAGGUACAUGACUUUGGGAGGAGCUGGAGGAGUGGGCUUGCAUUCCUAGCCAUGAUUAAGUCAAUAAACCCAGCCUUGGUCGACCUUAGGGAGAGCCUGUCCAGACAGCCGAGAGAAAACAUUCAGCUGGCCUUCACGAUAGCCCAUCACAGUUUGGAUAUCCCACCUCUGCUGGAGCCUGAAGAUGUGUCAGGCACUUCACCAGAUGAGCAGUGCAUCAUCACCUAUGUCUCUAUGUUUCUGGGCCAUUGUUCAGGCACAGAUGAGGAUCAUACAACAGAUGUCGAAGUUCCCGAGAUCCCAAAUUUUGGAUCCCUUGAGUCUGUUAGCUUUGGAGGGACACACACUGAUGACCUGAAAGCCCAAGCAUUAGACCAAUUCUUUGAGAAGAGCAACGAGCAGCUACUGUGGAAACGCUGGGCCAGAAGAUCCUUAGGGAGCCCCCGAAACGCUUGGCUCCACCCUAGUGAGGCCACGUCAUCAUUCAACAAAAAGAAAAGCAGCAUUUUACAGCCACCCAGUCCACUGGACGCAGGCAUAGUCGGCCAUGAUAUCCGAUCAUGGAUGGAGAACUCGUCUGCACAUCGGGGCGACAGCAAGCCAAGAGCGGAUGAAAGUCGCCUUUCUUGGAGCUCAGAGGAAGGAAUCUACAGCUUGUCAGCCCUGGACUCAGAUGAGGAGGAUGCCUACAGCUACAUCCUGGAUCUGAAUAAAGAGGUUUUUCCACCAUAUAAUCAGCUGAAAAGACAAGUGCCAAGGGUUGAAGAGGAAACAGAGGAAGAAAUGUUCCUGAGCGGACAGCAGACUAAAGAGUCGAAACAUCUGGAAGUAUGUAAGAAGACGUUAAAAGGCAGUGAACAUCAAGAAGGCUCACUAGCACUAAAUGUUGAACCAGAGGUCAGGGCUCAGUCAGCGGUUCAUAGGACCUGUGAUUGGAAGAAAGAUGAAAGUAGUUUGAGAGAGAUGGCACAAAGUAUAGCUGUAUUUGACACAGAGCCAGAAGAAGACAGCAGGAGCAGAGAGAAAGACAAGAGAGUUGUUAGAGUACAGAGUCAUGAUGAUGGUGAUUAUUGUGAGGAAGAGAGGAAGAAGGAGAGGACAGAAAAUGCUAGACUGGUGAGACAUGGAUGUGAUAAAAGAGAGGCUCUGAUGGAUGAAACCAAGAACUCAAAGCCUUUUGAUGUGAAUGGUUGGAAGAUAGGAGUUGAGAAAGAGACUGAAGGGGGACUUCUUGAAAGAUGUGGACAAGUGAUUGAAAAUCAAGUGGUGGACAACGGAAAAGAGGAGGAAAAUUUGCCCAAAUUUGAGGAAGGGCACGAGAGAAAGUCAGGGAAAGAAGAGAGGAUAAGGACGAGGAGAGGGAAAAAUCAAAAUCAAAUUCAAAGUGUUCUGAAUUUAGAAAGUUUCAAGGAAGGAGUUAAGAAUAGAAUAAUAACUGACGAGGCUGUAUAUGAAGUCAGAGGAGCUGGUGCAACUAGAAUAAACACAAUAGAAGAAAAUGAAGGGAAAGAAAAGGGCCCAAACAAGAAAGAAUUAAAUAGUGAAGAUGACAAGGAUGAAUACAGUGAUGAAGUCAUGGAUUCUAAAGUUAGAACAGUGGAGCAGAAAGACAGGAAAGUUAAGAUUAGGAGACGAGAACUCACUGGCAACACAGCAACAACAGCUGGUAAAACUGCCCCCAAAAAUGACACUAAUGGAGGUGGUAACAUCCAUGGUGAAAGUAGUUGGACUCCUGCCUGUACUGCAACUUCUCAGUCAUUCAGAGAGGGAGGAUUCAUCCCUCAAUCCUCAGCUGCUCCUUGUGACAUAACCCCAUUAGAGCUGGAAAUGCUCUUGUUCCUGUGGAUCCUGCUCUACUGCUGCUUCAUCUUCUGA
Messenger RNA from Anoplopoma fimbria (sablefish), 2508 nucleotides. It is a transcript of the gene clmnb, whose product is annotated as calmin b. The record is from RefSeq and is a predicted model, not a curated record. Gene Ontology annotation, molecular function: actin filament binding. NCBI's taxonomy places the organism in Eukaryota, Metazoa, Chordata, Actinopteri, Perciformes, Anoplopomatidae. Gene Ontology annotation, cellular component: nuclear outer membrane; cytoplasm; meiotic nuclear membrane microtubule tethering complex. The transcript is spliced from 10 exons. Bases 1 to 2508 code for a protein of 835 amino acids. Gene Ontology annotation, biological process: nuclear migration.